UGGCAGGGAACUUUGCACCACCCCUGCAACGCUGCCCUGCGCUCCGCCGUCUACCUCAUGGUGCAAGCGUGGGUUCUGUGUGCAGCCGCCGCCUCGGCCGGACCCCAGAACUGCCCGUCCGUCUGCUCCUGCAGUAACCAGUUCAGCAAGGUGGUGUGCACCCGCCGCGGCCUGGCCGAGGUGCCCCAGGGCAUCCCGUCCAACACGCGCUACCUGAACCUCAUGGAGAACAACAUCCAGAUGAUCCAAGCCGACACGUUCCGGCACCUGCACCAUUUGGAGGUGCUGCAGCUGGGCAGGAACGCCAUCCGGCAGAUCGAGGUGGGGGCGUUCAACGGCCUGGCCAGCCUCAACACCUUGGAGCUGUUCGACAACUGGCUGACCGUCAUCCCCAGCGGGGCCUUCGAGUACCUGUCCAAGCUGCGGGAGCUGUGGCUGCGCAACAACCCCAUCGAGAGCAUCCCGUCCUAUGCCUUCAACCGGGUCCCGUCGCUGAUGCGUCUGGACCUGGGCGAGCUCAAGAAGCUGGAGUACAUUUCGGAGGGGGCUUUCGAGGGAUUGUACAACCUCAAGUACCUGAACCUUGGGAUGUGUAACAUUAAGGACAUGCCCAACCUCACGCCUCUGGUGGGGCUGGAGGAGUUGGAGAUGUCGGGGAAUAACUUCCCCCAGAUCAAGCCGGGGUCUUUCCACGGGUUGAAGUCGCUCAAAAAGCUGUGGAUUAUGAACUCCCAGAUCAGCCUGAUCGAGCGCAACGCCUUUGACGACCUCACGGCCCUGGUGGAGCUCAACCUGGCCCACAACAACCUGACCUCGCUGCCGCACGACCUCUUUGCCCCCCUCCGGUACUUGGUGGAGUUGCAUUUGCAUCACAACCCCUGGAGCUGCGACUGCGACAUCCUGUGGCUGUCCUGGUGGCUGCGGGAGUACAUCCCCACCAACUCCACCUGCUGCGGGCGCUGCCACGCGCCCAUGCACAUGCGGGGCCGCUUCCUGGUGGAGGUGGACCAGACCUCGUUCCAGUGCUCGGCGCCCUUCAUCAUGGACGCCCCUAUGGACCUCAACAUCUCCGAGGGGCGGGUGGCCGAGCUCAAGUGCCGCACGCCGUCCAUGUCCUCCGUGCGGUGGCUGCUGCCCAACGGGACCGUCUUGAGCCACGCGUCCAACCACCCGCGCAUCUCCGUCCUCAACGACGGGACCUUGAACUUCUCACACGUGUUGCUCACGGACACGGGGGUCUACACGUGCAUGGUGACAAACGUGGCGGGCAACUCCAACGCCUCGGCCUACCUCAACGUGAGCACGGCCGAGCUCAACACGUCCAACUACAGCUUCUUCACCACCGUCACGGUGGAGACCACGGAGAUCUCGCCUGAGGACAUGUCCCCCAAGUUCACCAAGCUGGUGCCGACGACGUCCACCGGGUACCAGCCGGCGUACACCACCACCACCACCGUGCUCAUCCAGACCACGCGGAUGCCCAAGCAGGUGGCGGUGCCCACCUCGGACACCAACGACAAGAUGCAGACCAGCCUGGACGAGGUGAUGAAGACCACCAAGAUCAUCAUCGGCUGCUUCGUGGCCGUGACCCUCUUGGCGGCUGCCAUGUUGAUUGUCUUUUACAAACUCCGCAAGAGGCACCAGCAGCGCAGCACCGUGACGGCUGCCAGGACCGUGGAGAUCAUUCAGGUGGACGAGGACAUACCUGCGGCGGCGGCAACGGCGGCUCCGACCGGCGGCGUAUCAGGUGAGGGGGCCGUUGUGUUGCCCACCAUUCAUGACCAUAUUAACUAUAAUACCUACAAACCCGCACACGGGGCCCACUGGACAGAAAACAGCCUGGGGAAUUCUCUCCAGCCCCCGGUCACCACUAUCUCUGAACCUUAUAUAAUACAGACCCACACCAAGGAGAAAGUGCAGGAAACUCAAAUAUGA
Molecule: messenger RNA, 1935 nt
Organism: Alligator sinensis (Chinese alligator)
Lineage: Eukaryota; Metazoa; Chordata; Crocodylia; Alligatoridae
Gene: LRRC4
Product: leucine rich repeat containing 4
Exons: 1
Biological process (GO): postsynaptic density protein 95 clustering; synaptic membrane adhesion; excitatory synapse assembly
Cellular component (GO): glutamatergic synapse; plasma membrane; postsynaptic density membrane
Molecular function (GO): protein binding
Source: RefSeq, a predicted model, not a curated record